AUGGAGAUCAUGUCAACCAAGAACUCACUCAAUCCAAUCCUUAUGCUUUUAGCUUCAUUAGGUUACUGUUAUAUCUUCGUCACAAAGAUACUUCUACCUGUCUUCUACUUCUUCUCAAUCCUUCCUUGGUUUUCUUCAUCCAGCUUUCUCAGAGGAAUUAUUUCUUUCUUCAUAACAUGGAUUGCUUCCUUCAAACUCCUCCUCUUUUGCUUCAACCAGGGCCCUCUUUUUGCCUGUAAAACCUAUCUAGAUUUUGUUUUAAUCACCGUUUUGCCUCUCAAAAUCAAAGAAAACAAACCAACUUCCUGUUCAAAUAGCUUGGAAAAGUAUGAGUUCGUGCAGCUUUUUAACAAUCCAUUUUUGGCUACAUCGUUACAAGACUUUUGGGGAAGAAGGUGGAACCGUUUAUCUUCAAAUAUUUUGAGGCAAACAAUAUAUGAACCGAUCCAAAAUUUUGUAAAGGGUAUCGCCAAAGCCGGCCCGGCCAAAGUGGUGGCUUUGUUCUUUACCCUGGUUGUUUCUGGGAUCAUGCAUGAGGCUAUGUUUUACUACAUCACGUGUGGGAAGAAACCCACGUGGGAAGUCACUUGGUUCUUUGUGUUGCAUGGAAUAUGCAUGAUUUUCGAGUCUGCAUUGAAGAAUCUGGGUCGUGUCAUGGGAAGUCACUUGGUUCUUUGUGCUGCCUCGGUUGGAUUUAUAGUUGGAUUUGUGUUGGUAAGUUCUUAUUGGCUGCUUGUGCUUCCGGUUUGGAGGAGCGCACAGAAUGAAUGUGGCUUCAAAAUCAGUUCCAAAUAA
Molecule: messenger RNA, 795 nt
Organism: Pistacia vera
Lineage: Eukaryota; Viridiplantae; Streptophyta; Magnoliopsida; Sapindales; Anacardiaceae
Product: probable long-chain-alcohol O-fatty-acyltransferase 4
Biological process (GO): lipid metabolic process
Source: RefSeq, a predicted model, not a curated record